Messenger RNA from Plasmodium adleri (nom. inval.), 2490 nucleotides. Its product is annotated as ring-infected erythrocyte surface antigen 2, putative. The record is from RefSeq and is a predicted model, not a curated record. The transcript is spliced from 2 exons. Bases 1 to 2490 code for a protein of 829 amino acids. NCBI's taxonomy places the organism in Eukaryota, Apicomplexa, Aconoidasida, Haemosporida, Plasmodiidae.
AUGUGUUUUUCAAAAAAAUAUUUGUGUAUAAGACAUAUAGUUGUAAAAAAUAAAACCAUUUGUUUUUUUCAGGAAGUCCUGAAACAAAAUAAAAGCUUUUUAAAAAUAUUAUGUUCUAAGCGCUUCCUUGUUCCAAUUCUUGGAAUACUUUAUAUCAUUUUAAAUGGUAAUCUUACAUAUAAUGCAAAUUCAACUUCUAGAUUACAAUUUACUGAUAGAUGCUCCAGAAAUUUAUAUGGAAAACAAUUAUCAAAAAAACCAUAUAUGCACUCUGGAUAUCCAGUAGUUAUAAGUCAAGUAUUUGGUUUACCCAAAGAAAAAUCUACUUUUAACUUAGAAUGUACCCCUGAUAUUGAUUAUACAAAUAUUUUGGGUUUUAAUGAGAAAUUGAUGAAUGACGCAAAUAGAUAUAAAUUUAAUAAUAACUAUGAAGUAAUUCCUCAUGUAAAUGAAUUCCAACCACUAAUCGUAGAUGAUGAACUUUCUGAAUACAACCAAAAGGUUGAUAACAUAGGAAGUAAUGGAGAAGAUAUUAUAAAAGCAAUGCAAACUUUAUGGAAUGAAAUAAUGGAUAUUAAUAAAAAAAAAUAUAAUAUGUUAAAAGAAGAAUUACACAAAAAAUACCAUGAAUAUAUGAUUGAAUAUAAUAUGCCAAACGAAGUUUACGUUAAAAAAUGGAGACAAUGCCUAAAUAUUAUCAAACAAGGGGGACAUAAUCUUGAAGAAAGAUUGAACAAACAAUUUGAUAAUUGGUACAAACAGAAAUGUUUAUAUCUUGAAGAAUAUAGAAGGUUGACUGUUAUGAAUCAAAUCGUUUGGAAAGCAUUAUCAAACCAAGUUGAAUAUUCUUGUAAAAUAAUUAUGACCGGUGAUACGACUUCAUUUAAACGUAUAAAUGAAUUCAAAAUAAUCAAACUGAAGGAAGAAGAAGCUGCUCAGAAAGAGAAAAGGAGAAAAGAACAACAAAAGAAAAAAAAACGUAGACGUAGUAUAUUGUUUUGUUGUGCGCAAGAUAAACAAAAAAAUAAAACACAAGAAAAUUCCUUUGAAAAUAUUGGAGAACAUCAAAUAAAUGAAUAUGGUGAUAUAUUGCCUUCAUUAAAAGUUUGUGUUAAUAAUUUAGCUAUUAAUUAUCAUGAUACCGUAAAAGAUGGUGAAUACUUGGACCAUGAUUCAUCAGAUGCUCUGUAUACAGAGGAAGAUUAUUGGUUCGAUUUAGAAAAACGGACCCAUAUCAACACAAUUAAUCAAAGGGAAGAACAAAAACGUCAAUCACAACAAGAACAAAGACUAAAUGAAAAUAAAAUACAGGAUCAAAUACAAGAAGCAACCAAUACUAAACAAGAAAAUAUUUCAGAGCCAUCUAAAAAAGAUGAAAAAGAAUCAGAAGUAGAUAAAAUAAUAUUUCAGCCUGAUACAAGAUUUUAUGAUAUAUUAGAUGUUGAUAUUAAUGCAGAUAUGAAUGAAAUUGAUAAAUGUUAUUUUAAAUUAGCCAAAAAAUAUUACCCAAAUAAUGAAUCAACAUUUGAAGAUCGAAUAAAAUUUAAAGAAAUUAAUGAAGCAUACCAAGUAUUAGGAGAUAUUGAUAAGAAAAAUAUAUAUAACAAAUAUGGAUAUAAUGGUAUAAAUAAUGUUACCUUUAUGCACCCAUCAUUGUUUUACUUUUUUUCAUGUUUAAAAAAAUAUGAAUAUUAUACUGGAAUACCUCAUAUAAUAAAUAUUUUGAAAUUUUUAUUUGAAAAAAAAUUAUCCAUGGAUGAUAUAGAAACCAAAUCUGAAUACAUUUUGCGUUUUAUGAAUGAAUAUCAAAAGGAAAUUGAAGCUAUGAUAUCUUUACGGUUAACAGAUAAAAUAAAACAAAAUAUUGAUGGUAUUGAUAAUUGGAACACACUAAUUAUAGAUGAAUUGAAGGAAUUAUUAGAAUCUCAUUUCACUUUACCAAUUUUAGAUUCUAUGGCAUAUAUAUUUAGAAACGUUUCUCAAUGCUAUUUAAAAAACCAAGAAAAAGCAAAAAAGAAAAUCGAAAGAAGAUUCAAAAAAAAUAAAUUAAAAUCUACAUGUGCUUAUAACGACUUAAGAUGUACACUUAAAGCAUAUUUCAAAACUAGAAAUCAAGUGAGUUCAGUUACAUAUAAGUUAGAAGAUAAUAAAAAACAAAAUUAUAAAUAUAAGGGAUAUAAAAAUAUUAUUGAUUUAGAGGAUGAUACGAAGUACAAAAUAAUAUAUUCAAUGGUUAAAAAUAUACUAAAUAUAGCUUUAUCUGAUAUGGAGUAUACAUUUAGAACCGUCUGUAAAAGUAUAUUAAAUGAAGAAGGAAUAGAUGAUACAACUAUAACGAAUAGGGCUGAAGCAUUGAAUAAAUUAGGGAAUAUAAUCAGACAAAAAAUAUUAAAAGGCCAAAAUAUUAAAAAAAAUAAAAAACACGAUAUUCAAAACAUUACUAAUAAUAUUUUAAACGAUAUAAGAACAAUGAAUGAAUUAUUAAAAUGA